Messenger RNA from Anarrhichthys ocellatus (wolf-eel), 1161 nucleotides. Its product is annotated as mitogen-activated protein kinase kinase kinase kinase 3-like. The record is from RefSeq and is a predicted model, not a curated record. Lineage: Eukaryota; Metazoa; Chordata; Actinopteri; Perciformes; Anarhichadidae. The transcript has 5 exons. The coding region runs from base 203 to 499 and encodes 98 amino acids.
AAAAAAUAUUAGAUUAUAAAAUAGCUAUAACUUUGUGAUUCUGUUUAGACCAGCAGAGAAGGCCCUGAAGGCCCUGACGGACCGCCACUGAUCAGCAGUCUAAUGUUUUGGUCUCCUCACAGAAAACCCUCAGAGUUGUGUGAUCCACAUCACUCAGCUGGAGAGAGACAUCGUCCUGGUCUGUCUGGACCGUUGUAUAAAGAUGGUAAACCUUGAGGGGAAGCAGAAGUCCAACAAGAAGCUGUCAGCUGAGCUCACCUUCAACUUCCAGAUAGAGUCGAUCGUGUGUUUACAGGACAGUGUUUUGGCCUUCUGGCGUCACGGCAUGCAGGGACGUAACUUCAGAGCUAACGAGAUUACCCAAGAGAUCAGUGACAUGAGCAGGAUGUUCCACCUGCUGGGCUCUGACAGGGUGGUGGUUCUGGAGAGCAGGGCGACAGACAACCCGACUGAACACAGUAACCUGUACAUACUUGCCGGACACGAAAACAGCUACUGAGACCAGGCAACAGUUUGAAUCCAGACCAAACCAAUUAAAACAGUUGAAACCAGGACUAAAGCGGGGCAAAGCCAGAUCCAAACAAGGACCAAACCAGAACUAAACCAGUUAAAACGGAUAGAACCAGGACCAAAUCAGCCUAAACAAGGACUAAACCAAUUGAAAUAGUUAAAACCAGGACCAACCCGGUACCAAACUAGUUCCAAUGAAGUUCUAAACCAGGAGUGGGUUCCUGAAUUAAAGCGGUUCUGCUAGGUCUGACCAGGCCUGAUGUAGACCUGAGGACAAGAGACCAGGUCUGAUGUAGACCUGAGGACAAGAGACCAGGUCUGAUGUAGACCUGAGGACAAGAGACCAGGUCUGAUAUAGACCUGAGGACAAGAGACCAGGUCUGAUAUAGACCUGAGGAAAAGAGACCAGGUCUGAUAUAGUAAAUAGUAAGUAAAGGCUUGUAGCCUGUCUCUUAUUACAUUUGAAUAAGUCACUCUCCACCUGUUACAGGUCUGUCACACCGUGCGUUGAACGAUGAGCUGAAUCACGUUACUGAGAACAAUCACUCACUCAUAGUUAUGAAUGUUCACACGUCUGAUUUUUCAUUUCACAUUUUGUAAAUCUUUUUGUUAUGCUGUGUAAAUACUGUAAAAUAAAUCUUUUGUACACUG